GCUCCUCAGCUCGGUGCGCCAUGCUGCUCCAGGGGCCCCGAGGGUCGGCGCUGCUGCUGCUGCGGAGGGGACUGAUGCUCCUGGGAGUUCUUCUACUGCCAGCAUCUGGCCAUUGGAGACUCGAGCCCAUGCUGAGGAAAGACUGCUGAAGAAACUCUUCUCUGGCUACAACAAGUGGUCCCGGCCUGUGGCCAACAUCUCUGAUGUGGUCAUUGUCCGGUUUGGACUGUCCAUUGCUCAGCUCAUUGAUGUGGAUGAAAAGAAUCAAAUGAUGACCACUAAUGUGUGGGUGAAGCAGGAAUGGCAGGACUACAAGCUUCGCUGGGACCCGAUGGACUAUGAAAAUGUAACCUCAAUCCGCAUCCCCUCAGAGCUCAUUUGGAGGCCUGACAUCGUUCUCUACAACAAUGCAGAUGGUGAUUUUGCUGUGACCCACCUGACCAAAGCCCACCUUUUCUAUGAUGGGAGGAUCAAAUGGACACCCCCUGCAAUCUAUAAGAGCUCCUGCAGCAUUGAUGUCACCUUCUUCCCCUUUGACCAGCAAAACUGCACCAUGAAGUUUGGUUCCUGGACCUAUGACAAAGCAAAGAUUGACUUGGUGAGCAUGCACAGCCAUGUGGACCAGCUGGACUAUUGGGAGAGUGGCGAGUGGGUCAUCAUCAAUGCUGUUGGAAACUAUAACAUUAAGAAGUAUGAGUGCUGUACUGAAAUUUACCCAGACAUCACCUACUCCUUCAUCAUCCGCAGGCUCCCCCUGUUUUACACCAUCAACCUCAUCAUCCCCUGCCUUCUUAUUUCCUGCUUGACUGUCUUGGUUUUCUACCUGCCAUCAGACUGUGGGGAGAAGAUCACAUUGUGCAUUUCUGUGCUAUUAUCCUUGACUGUGUUCCUACUUCUCAUCACUGAGAUCAUCCCAUCCACAUCCCUGGUCAUUCCCCUGAUUGGGGAGUACCUGCUCUUCACAAUGAUCUUUGUGACGUUGUCCAUCAUCAUCACUGUCUUUGUGCUCAAUGUGCACCAUCGCUCACCUCGCACACACACCAUGCCUGCGUGGGUCAGAAGGGUGUUCCUGGAUAUCAUCCCUCGCUUGCUCUUCAUGAAACGUCCUGGUGUGGUGAAGGACAACUGCAGGAAGCUGGUUGAGUCCAUGCACAAACUCGCUGGAGGUCCAAGGUUCUGGCCACAGCCAGAGCCUAAUUUUGUCACCUCAUCUCCCGCCAGCCCCCAGAGCCCAGACCGAUCACCCUCAGCUUCAUUCUGCAUCCACCUGGAAGACCCAGUCAAACCGCAGCCUGUCUGCAAGUCUCCCUCAGGUCAGUAUACUGUGCUGCAGCAUCCUGAACCUGGGAAGCCCAGUCCCUGCUCUUCACCCACUCCCCAACCACCUCCAAAUAAUACACAUCCCUCUGGCUUCUCCAAAGUCAGAUCUCUAAGCGUGCAACAAAUGUACAGCUCCAGCAAAGUGGAGGAAGGAGGCAUCCGCUGCAGGUCAAGGAGCAUCCAGUACUGCUCUCUCCAAGAGGACUCUUCCCAGGCAAACAAUGGACAGUCUGCCAGCUCCCCAGCCUCUUUGAGGAGCCCCAAAGAUGAAGUCCAAUCCCAGGAGAAGCCCUCCCCAUGCAAGUGUCAAUGCAAGAAGGUCAAGGUUGCACCUGGCUCAGAUCCAGUGACCAAACCACGCAGCACCAAAGAACAGCAUGCCCUGCCCAUGUCACCAGCCUUGAAACUUGCAGUAGAGGGAGUCCAGUACAUUGCAGACCAUUUGAAGGCAGAAGACACGGAUUUUUCGGUGAAAGAAGACUGGAAGUAUGUUGCCAUGGUCAUAGACAGGAUCUUUCUGUGGAUGUUUGUCAUUGUCUGCUUGCUGGGGACUGUGGGACUCUUCCUCCCACCUUGGCUGGCUGGAAUGAUCUAAUAGAAUGAGAAAACAUUUAAAAUACACGUGGAUUUUCAUCUACCUGGAGGGAGAGAGUGAGAUGGAAACUAUCUCUAUGAAUAAUUCAUUACAUAUCUGCGCAUGACUCAUUGCUGAGAGCUCUGGGAAUCUUCAGAGAUCACAUCAUCUCCCAAGUUAUCCCCAUUUUCUGUAUCCAUUUUGAAGCAGUUUUGGAAAUAGUCAGUCAUUAGCCUACUUAUCUGGAGGAGAAAAUCUUGGUUUAUACUGGUUCCAUUUAUACCCCCAACCAGUCUUACCUCCUUGGCUAGUGAAAUAGCAUGUGGGAGGGUGGAUGCUUUUAUCUUUAUUCGCAAGACUAUUUUAAAAGGACAAAAUCUUAUUAAAGAUCAUCUUCAGCAUGAUGGUCAUCAUCGAUAUCCCAGUAUAUAGUAGAUGUUAUUGCAAUCUGUGGGCAAAGACAUGACCCUUAAGUAGAACAGAAAUAUUAUGGCGUUCAACCCCUGAUACUGAAGCUCUGUGUACAUUGAAGGCCCCAUUGGGGAAUGGUGACAGGAUGAUUUGGUUGGAUGUCUUUAUCUAAGUCAUUCUGUCAGUAAAUAAACUCUCUACUUGUCUUUUGGGAUGUGGUACGGUGCCAACCGUGAACUGAAGGAGAGGAGAAAAGUAUCAGUGUGAGUGGGGACUAUUCACUGGCACAGACUAAACUAGAGUGUUUAUCUUCUGAUAGGAUGCAACUGAAGUGAGUCAGGUGUCCAGGGCCCAAUAAAUCCUUGAUUCCACCUCUAAGCUUAUAAGGGACUCCAUGGACCUACCUGUCUGAUGAGGAGGAGACUGUUGUAUAAACCACAACUCUACCUGAAAAAAAAAAGUCAGAGGUUCCACCUACGUUUAGCUUAAACCUGGUCCUUGUUGGCUCUAGGAGGUCCUGAAAAGUGACAUAGAUCCUACAUCUAAACUAUCAAAUUAGGAGGUCCCCAUCCCUCCACCACACCUCUACUUAGCCCAGAGCUUUUGAUCUCUGUUUCUUUUAUGUCCUGCAGAGAUCCAGCCUCAUUGGAGCUCAGCUCCAAUGCUGUGUACAGUACUCCAUACGUGCAAAGAGAAUCUGUGAUUUCCUCAGUGUAAGGAAUUCUUCUACCAACACAGAUGGCAACCUGUUUUGAUAAGUCCUAGGGAGUUGCCUAAAGCACAUAGAUGUUAAAUGACUUGCCCAGGCUUACAAAGCUAAUUAAGUGUCAAAGGAAUGAUUUGAACCCAGGUAUACUCCAAAUUCUACAUUCUACCUGCUACACCAUGCCAUCUACAGUAGGCUCUUAAUAAAUGUUUGUUGAAAGAA
Molecule: messenger RNA, 3233 nt
Organism: Phascolarctos cinereus (koala)
Lineage: Eukaryota; Metazoa; Chordata; Mammalia; Diprotodontia; Phascolarctidae
Gene: CHRNA4
Product: cholinergic receptor nicotinic alpha 4 subunit
Biological process (GO): monoatomic ion transmembrane transport
Cellular component (GO): postsynaptic membrane
Molecular function (GO): acetylcholine-gated monoatomic cation-selective channel activity; transmembrane signaling receptor activity
Source: RefSeq, a predicted model, not a curated record